Halichondria panicea is the source of this 2642-nucleotide messenger RNA. RefSeq names its product TNF receptor-associated factor 3-like. The coding region runs from base 211 to 1866 and encodes 551 amino acids. The record is from RefSeq and is a predicted model, not a curated record. Gene Ontology annotation, biological process: regulation of apoptotic process; protein K63-linked ubiquitination; tumor necrosis factor-mediated signaling pathway. The transcript is spliced from 6 exons. NCBI's taxonomy places the organism in Eukaryota, Metazoa, Porifera, Demospongiae, Suberitida, Halichondriidae. Gene Ontology annotation, molecular function: zinc ion binding; protein binding.
UUUGGAGUGACUCUCUACUAUUCCUAGCAGUGCAGUUUACUACUGUACAGACUAUUACAUGCUCUACAUCUAGGAAUCUGCAUGCAGUUUAGUUUGCAUGUAUAAUUAUAGUUGCAGUAUAGUCUAUUAUAGUUUGCAUGGAAAUUGUUCGUAUGCAACGUGUGUUCCUCAAGUUCUAAUUCUUAUUGAACUGAUAACUUGACGUUUGAAAUGCCUGGCUUUGAAGCCAAAUUUAAACACCCUUUACUUAAGCGACACGAGUGUCCAAUAUGUCUCUUUGCGAUGCGUCACCCGGUACAAACAGAGUGCGGUCAUCUGUUCUGCCGUGAUUGUUUGGAGCCUGUUUUAAAACGACGCCAUCCAAUUUGUCCCCUUGAUAAAGAAGAAAUCACUCAGGAGGGGACAUUCCCUGACAAUGCUUGCAGGAGGGAGAUUCUGAAACUGCAAGUGUUUUGCAACUUCCAAAACUGUCCUUGGAUUGGAGCUCUUAAAGAUCUGGAGGCCCACUUGGGCAACUGUGACUACAGAGAUGUACAAUGCACCCAGUGUGGACAGUACAUCCAGCAGCUGGACAUGGAGGCCCACCAGAAGGAGCUCUGUGCAAUGAGACCCACCACUUGCCCUCACUGCAGCAAAGAUGUUCCAACACAGCAACUACAAACCCACUUCGACAAGCUCUGCACUAAGAUAACGCGAGGCUGUCCCAACGAGUGUGACCCAUCCCUCAAGAUGAACCUUCAGGAGCUUGAGAAGCACACUGACCUAAAGAAGGGAACCUGUCCACUCUCUGAGGUGGCCUGUCCUUAUGGACAAUAUGGAUGCUCAUUCAUUUCCCUUCGGCAAAACAUCAGCACCCACUUGGACCAGUAUCGCGUUUAUCACGCGCAAGUCCAGGCCGAGAGUUUCGAUGAGAUUCGACAAUUGAUUACCAAGCUUAAUCUGUCGUUUGAUCAUCUUCUUGAGAGGGUUGGUAGCCUGGAAACACGAUCCAAUGCUUUAGAACGUCUGCAAGACGCUCUGGAACAAAGAAUUGAAUUCCUUGACGAUCGCAGAGAUCGACACGCCGAUCAAAAUGAAGUUAAAAUUGAGCGCCUUGAGGAACAAACGACACAAAAUACUAGUUUGCUCACAGUGAUCGAUAAGAGAGUUACUGAGAUUGAAGUCAAGGGUGGUACAGGCCUAACCUCUGGGUACAAUACCGGCAGCACUGCAUUUGGCCACUCAGAAGUCCCCAUUACUCCCAACUAUCAAGGAUUUGGUGAAGCGAAUGUUCCACCCCAGCGUGUAGAGGCUCUACACACAAGAGUGGUUGAACUGGAGCAUAGUGUUGACAGGGCUCUUAGUAGCUGUCUAGAUCAAGAGCUUCGGAUCCAAUUGCUGGAACGUGCCACUUAUAACGGCGUGCUGCUUUGGAAAAUCGAUGAAUUUGAUCGUCGGCGACGUGAAGCUGUGGAUGGAGUUACUUUAUCUCUUUAUUCCACCCCUUUUUAUACAAGUCGCCAUGGAUACAAGAUGUGUGCUCGAGUCUACCUAAAUGGCGAUGGAAUGGGUAAAGGCUCUCAUCUGAGCUUCUUCUUUGUCAUAAUGAGGGGACCUUUUGACGCUUUGCUUCAGUGGCCAUUUAAACAGAAAGUCACGCUUUCUCUGAUCAAUCAAAACGCGAAGAAGCACAUCAGCGAUAGUUUCAGGCCUGACCCUCAUUCAAGCAGUUUUCAAAAGCCUGGCCGGAGGGAGAUGAACAUUGCCUCAGGGUGUCCGAUGUUUAUCAGGAUUGAUCAUCUACUCAAUGGUGGAUUUGUGAAGGAUGAUGCUAUCUACGUGAGGGUGGUAGUUGAAACCAUGGACUUGCCCAAAAUCAUACCUUGAGUAUUUGGAAUUGCUAGCACUUAAAUUGAUACAGGCACAAAGCAAAAGGAAAAAAGUAAAGCCGAAGUUUUGAACAAGCAACACAUUUAUAUUGGAGUGUGCAAGUCGUUUACAUAUACGAGCAAUAACAUUAUGAUUUGAUCCAGAUAUAACCACAUCCUAGCAAAGAAACAUUUUUGAGCAAAGAAAAAGCACACAAGAAAACAAAACAAAAAAACAUAAUUAUUAUAAUAUAUGCAGCAAGAAGCAAUUUUGAUUGAAGAAAGCAGAAAAGAAAAGAAAAAGAAAAAGCAAAAAUUAUUUUAAAGAAAAAAGCACAAAAAGGCACAUGCAUCCCAGGGGAUGGAAUCUGUACAUGUAGCAGAGUUAGGACAAAAAGGGGUAACCCACUGUAGUAUAUUUACGCUUUACACAUAAGUAAGUUAAUGCAUGACUGCCCGCCCGCCCACUCUCUGUGUAGAAAUGCUAAAACACUUGUAUACACAAUUAUGUAACACAGAGCACACAAAUUUGAGCAAAUUAGCGUGACAAAAUUGAUUACGGAUUAUCUUUUUGGAGUGCCUCACAUCACAUUUUUGACAUCUGCAUCCUCACAAGAAACAUUUACACGAAGGAAGCAUUGACAAGAAGUUCAUUAAAUAUACACACAACAAGACUUUGCAUUGAUCGCAAAUGCCAACUGAUCCCAAUCUAUUCAUAUCUUACAUUGACAUUAAGUUUGUUAUUAAUUUUUUAUUGCACCCAAUACCUAUACUUUAAAAAGCCUAUACCUGUUG